AAGUGGUGCCGAAGGAAACCGGUGGUCCUCUGCCGCGCAGGAUUCCGGUACGACGGCUCAGUCGCGGUCCCGUGUUCGGCGCACGAGUGCACCUUAUACUCGGGGUGGUAGCGGGAUCGUACGAGAGCGCCGGAGUGAGUUUGAAAUUCGUUCAACGCGACGACCGAGUGAUUCAACGUAAUUCUCGCGCGGCGCCUAUUUAUACCUCACCGCACCUAAAAUCCAAAAGAAAACCACGAUAAUAUAAACAAUUCGUCACAUUGCAGUUCGUUAUUUGUUAUUUUCAGAUCGCAAGUAAGAGAGAUGGCUGUGGAACAGCCGAGGUACAAAUUGAUCUACUUUAAUGCACGAGGUCGUGCCGAGCAUAUUCGCUACAUAUUCGCCUAUGCGGGCAUCGAUUAUAUCGACGAGAGGAUCUCCAACGACCGCUGGCCUGAGGUUAAAAAGUCGAUGCCUUACGGGAUGCUGCCAGUUCUGGAGAUAGACGGCAAGCCGAUAGCGCAGAGCAACGCCGUGGCGCGUUACCUGGCCCGCGAGCAUAAUCUCGCGGGCAAGGACGAAUGGGAAUCGAUGCUGUGCGACGUGCUGGUCGAUACCUUGGGAGACCUGAAACAAUUUAUCUUUCAAUAUCGCACGGAGGAAGAUCAUUUUAAGAAAGAGGAGAAGAAGGCGAAGCUCCUGAAGGAAACAAUACCGUUCUACCUGAAUAAGUUCGAGCAGACUGUUGCCGAGAACGGUGGUUACGCGGUCGGUUCCACGACCACGUGGGCGGACUUCGUGUUCACGGUGGCGUUAGAGAACUUUGAGAACAUUUUCGGUGCGACCGCCUUGGAGAAUUACCCGGCGUUACGCGGCCUGAAGAAUCGAGUGCACGAAAUUUCAGCAAUCGCCGACUGGCUGUCCCGACGACCUCAUUCGGAGUUCUGAAAUGUCGCUCCAACGACGACGGCAAUCGGAAGGCGACGUCGAUGGCGCAUCACAAACAAGCACAUAUCUGACGCUUGCAGCUCACUGUCCGACUGUCCUGCAUCGCUCUGACGACGAUCGAUAUAUUAAUCGCUGAGUAACACAAUAAACACGAUGCGUUUCGCGUCUAUUUUUUUGGAGCGCGCUUUUUUUUAGGCUACCUAUAUUUACAAUAAAGUUCUCUAAAUUUGAAAUAAAUAUCCAGACAGCAUGUCUAAAAUUGGGACACGAGACUUAUAAGACAUUUUUAAGACAUCCUUAAGACAUCUUUAAGACGUCUUAUGAUAUGUCUAAAAAAUGUCUUGUCCCGAUUUUGAACAUGGUGCUCUGUCUGGGUAUUUAUAAUUAAGUUUUCUAAAUUUUUCCGAACACUUUAAACUUCGAGAUCGAUUUGCUUGGAAAAUGUUACGUCAACGUUUACUUUUAAGUGACGUUUUAUUCACAUGAAACAGUAUACUAGUCCAGAGACGCAUGCAGGAAAGAUUGAUAUUAUUAAUUCGUAUAUCAAUAGUCACAAAAAUGCAACCUUGUUCGUUAUUGUUAAAACAGAAAGAAAAUAAGACAGCGCUAUUGUUCUUAUCCCAGUCAGCUUAAUUUUGUCACACGUAUGCGAGUUACACGAACUUACAUAUCAUAUAGAUCGAUCACAGAUCGUUUGCGACACUUGUUUUCGCACAGCUAUAGCAGAUUAUGCGAACAAUGUGCGCAUAUAAGAUUAUUGUCGAAUGGAUGUCUAGGGUACAAAUUAAGCUUGGUCAAUGUGUUCAUUUAUCGCGCGUCGUGUGCGUCGUGUGAUGCGUGAAUGGUGCAUCGUCACAAUAAUACGAUUUCUGUCGCGAUCGCCGAAAAAGACGAGAUUAAGCGCGACAAGCGUGGUAUUUCGAACGGAUAUCGUAAUCGAUCUCUUUUUUUUUAACGGAUCCAAGCCGAACGAGCAAGCGCGAAUGAAUAAAUCAAUGAAGGCGAACGGUGCCGCUGUACCGGCGAAAUUAAGGUAAGUCGUUUAAUUGUUCGUGCUUGUUCGCGCUCGCUCGCUCGGUCCGUUUUUAUACCGUUGAUUGCGAUAUCACCCGUUGAUUUCGAUAUCACGAUCUUUAUUACAUAAGAUCUUGAUACUUCAUAAAAUCAUCCUUACUUGUUUUGCACGAAAUAUAUCUAGUCGAAGUUGAAUGCGGUGUAAUGUUACAGGGUAAUACUAAAUGUACGAAGAAUAAAAGGAUCUAUUGCACGAAUGAACAGCAACACGCUGUAAGUACAAUUCCACAUGAGUAUUUUAUGUAUAUAGAAUUUUGCAGCCAGCAAAAGUGAUGCAACAAAUGCAACAAAAUAGAAUGCAGUCGAUAAGAUUAAUUGUAACAAAUAAAGAUUCAAAGAUAAUUUAUGAUAUCCUUUGCUUUUAUCAAUAAGACAGCGACUUAAACGUAUUUCAUAAGAUCAUCGUGUUUGAGCGAGAUAACUGAACGAGAAAAUGCGCUUGUAAAAUACAUCUUGUUAGAAUAGGGCAGCGAAACGGUAGACUUUUUAAUGUGCUACGAUGAAGAUGAUAAAAAGCUUUGUCCUUUCGUCGACGCUUGAAAACAUACUCGCGGGUAUGGCAACAUAGUCAAUUAUAAUUAUCAAACGAGAUCUUUAAGAGCGAGAUUUGUGAGUGUAUACGUGAAUGUACAAUACAUGUUGCAACGUUACGAUGCGGUGUUAUAUAUGUAAUGUUAAAGUGUAUUAUUAAGUGUUGAGAUUACAGAUGAUGUAAUAUAAAUAUUAUUGUGAUUACACGAUGGGACAGCAUGACUGAUAAUAAUAACAUAAUGCAAACGAG
Temnothorax curvispinosus is the source of this 2782-nucleotide messenger RNA. RefSeq names its product glutathione S-transferase-like. The transcript is spliced from 5 exons. NCBI's taxonomy places the organism in Eukaryota, Metazoa, Arthropoda, Insecta, Hymenoptera, Formicidae. Gene Ontology annotation, molecular function: glutathione transferase activity. Bases 304 to 927 code for a protein of 207 amino acids. Gene Ontology annotation, biological process: glutathione metabolic process. The record is from RefSeq and is a predicted model, not a curated record.